AUGAAUCAGUAUGAAUGUACUAUAGUGAAUCAGUAUGAAUGUACUACAGUGGAUCAGUAUGAAUGUACUAUAGUGAAUCAGUAUGAAUUUUCUGUAGUUGAUCAGGAUAAAUGUGCUAUAGUGGAUCAGGAUAAAUGUUCUAUAGUAGAUCAGUAUGAAUGUACUACAGUGGAUCAGUAUGAAUGUACUAUAGUGGAUCAAGAUAAAUUUUCUAUAGGGGAUCAGUAUGAAUUUUCUGUUGGGGAUCGGUAUGAAUUUACUAAAGUGGAUCAGUAUGAAUGUACUAUAGUGAAUCAGUAUGAAUGUACUAUAGUGAUUCAGUACGAAUGUACAAUAGUGGAUCAGUAUAAAUUUUCUAUAGGGGAUCAGUAUGCAUGUACUAUAGUGAAUCAGUAUGAAUGUAUUAUAGUGAAUCAGUAUGAAUGUACUAUACUGGAUCAGUAUAAAUUUUCUAUAGGGGAUCAGUAUGCAUGUAAUAUAGCAGAACAAUAUGAAUUUACUAUAGUAGAUCAGUAUGAAUGUAUUACAGUGGAUCAGUAUGAAUGUACUAUAAUGAAUCAGUAUGAAUGUUCUAUAGUGAAUCAGUAUGAAUGUACUAUAGUGGAUCAGUAUGAAUGUACUAUAGUGGAUCAGUAUGAAUGUUCUGUAGAGGAUCAGUAUGAAUUUGAUCAGGAUAAAUGUACUAUAGUGGAUCAGGAUAAAUGUUCUAUAGUAGAUCAGUAUGAAUGUACUACAGUGGAUCAGUAUGAAUGUACUAUAGUGGAUCAGUUUGAAUAUACUAUAGUGGAUCAGGAUAAAUGUACUAUAGUGAAUCAGUAUGAAUGUACUAUAGUGAAUCAGUAUGAAUGUACUACAGUGGAUCAGUAUGAAUAUACUAUAGUAGAUCAGGAUAAAUGUACUAUAGUUAGGGUUCUAGCCAGGAUUUUCUGA
This is a messenger RNA of Mercenaria mercenaria, 930 nucleotides long. RefSeq lists its product as uncharacterized. The coding region runs from base 1 to 930 and encodes 309 amino acids. The record is from RefSeq and is a predicted model, not a curated record. NCBI's taxonomy places the organism in Eukaryota, Metazoa, Mollusca, Bivalvia, Venerida, Veneridae. The transcript has 2 exons.